Molecule: messenger RNA, 1968 nt
Organism: Stegastes partitus (bicolor damselfish)
Lineage: Eukaryota; Metazoa; Chordata; Actinopteri; Pomacentridae
Gene: prkcg
Product: protein kinase C, gamma
Exons: 16
Coding region: 1-1968 (655 amino acids)
Biological process (GO): protein phosphorylation
Molecular function (GO): diacylglycerol-dependent serine/threonine kinase activity; zinc ion binding; ATP binding
Source: RefSeq, a predicted model, not a curated record
AUGUCCACCCCGGUGUCCCCUCCCCCGUCCCUCUCCCCGCUGACCCUGGCCUCCCCGACGUCGGCCGCCUCCCCCGGCGCCUCCCCCCUGCCCUCGCCCCUCUCCCCUCCGCCCAGGGUGCCCGUCUUCCAGAGGAAAGGAGCGCUGAAGCACAAGCGGAUCGUGGAGGUGAAGGACCACCAGUUCACGGCCCGGUUCUUCAAGCAGCCCACCUUCUGCAGCCACUGCACCGACUUCAUCUGGGGCAUCGGCAAGCAGGGCUUCCAGUGUCAAGUUUGCAGCUUCGUGGUUCAUAAAAGAUGCCACGAGUUCGUGACCUUCACUUGUCCCGGAUCCGUGACGGCGCCGAGGCCCGACGACCUGAAGAGUCGACACACCUUCAAAGUCCACACGUACUCCAGUCCGACGUUCUGCGACCACUGCGGCUCGCUGCUGUACGGACUCAUACACCAGGGCAUGAAAUGUACCUGCUGCGACAUGAACGUGCACCGGCGCUGUGAGACCAGUGUUCCCAGUCUGUGCGGGCAGGACCACACCGAGAAGAGAGGCAGGAUCCACCUGACCAUCAGAGGGGAGAAGGAAGACGUCUACGUCACAGUGCGGGAGGCUCGGAACCUGAUGCCGAUGGACCCGAACGGCCUGUCGGACCCGUACGUUAAACUGAAACUGAUUCCGGACCCGAAGAGCCACAGCAAACAGAAGACCAAGACCAUCCGCUCAACGCUCAACCCUGUCUGGAACGAGAGUUUCACCUUUUCCGUCCGUGGCCACCAGUGGGACCGGCGCCUGUCGGUGGAGGUCUGGGACUGGGACCGGACGUCCAGGAACGACUUCAUGGGGGCGCUGUCCUUCGGCGUCAGCGAGAUCUUCAGGCGUCCGAUCAGCGGCUGGUUCAAGCUGCUGGCUCAGGACGAGGGCGAGUACUACAACAUCCCGGUACCGGACCCAGACCUGCAGGAGCCCCAGCCAGACGGCGCCGCCCCCUCCAUGCCCCAGGCUGUCCCCGCCCCGCUGUCCGAGGCCUUCCCGGUGGCGCUGAGCCCGGUGCCGGUGCCGAGCUGCCCGCCCAUCCACAGCCCCAGCAAGGUCAAAGUGGGACUCCACGACUUCAACUUCCUCAUGGUUCUGGGGAAAGGCAGCUUCGGGAAGGUGCUGCUGGCGGAGGAACGAGGCAGCGAGCGUCUGUUCGCCGUCAAAGUGCUGAAGAAGGACGUCCUCUUCCAGGACGAGGACACGGAGAGCGCUCUGGUGGAGAGGAGGGUGCUGGCGCUGGCGUCCAGGCCUCACUUCCUCACGUCGCUGUACUGCGCCUUCCAGACCGAGGACCGGCUGUAUUAUGUGAUGGAAUACGUCAACGGAGGCGACCUGAUGUUUCACAUCCAGAUCGUCGGGAAGUUCAAAGAGGCCCACGCAGCGUUCUACGCAGCAGAGAUAGCGGUGGGCCUCUUCUUCCUGCACAGCAAAGGCAUCAUCUACAGGGAUCUGAAGCUGGAUAACGUGCUGCUCGACAGCGAGGGCCACAUAAAGAUCGCCGACUUCGGGAUGUGCAGGGAGGGCAUGUUCGAGGGCGACACCACCCGAACCUUCUGCGGCACGCCCGACUACAUCGCCCCGGAGAUCGUGGCCUACCAGCCCUACGAUAAGGCCGUGGACUGGUGGUCCUACGGGGUGCUGAUGUACGAGAUGCUGGCGGGACAGCCUCCAUUCGACGGGAUCGACGAGGAGGAGCUGUUCCAGUCCAUCAUGGAGCAGAGCGUCUCGUAUCCCAAGAGUCUGUCCCGUGAGGCCGUCGCCAUCUGCAAAGGAGUGAAUUCAUAUCAUCCGGCAGAGCGGCUGUCGAGCGCCGUUGAGGAGCCGGAAAAGAGAUCCUCCGACCCGGAAAUACUGGCCGCCAUGAACCAGGAGGACUUCCAGGGCUUCUCCUUCCUCAACCCGGACUUUGCCCCGUCGCCUCUCACCGCCGUUUGA